This is a messenger RNA of Alternaria postmessia, 609 nucleotides long. RefSeq lists its product as uncharacterized. Lineage: Eukaryota; Fungi; Ascomycota; Dothideomycetes; Pleosporales; Pleosporaceae. The coding region runs from base 1 to 609 and encodes 202 amino acids. The record is from RefSeq and is a predicted model, not a curated record. The transcript has 2 exons.
AUGUUUGCUAGAUCCCUCCAGCUAGAACUCAACGGCCUUCGCGAGCCAAGUAUUGCCGCUGUCCGCAAGACCGGACUGGAAUGGACGCAGUUCUACGUCGGCCUCUUUUUAGACUACUACGGUAUGCCGCACAUACCCACCUACCUUACACCUCUCGUUGUGUUCGUGGACAUGGCGCACAAGACGGCAGCGCUCCCUGGUAACACGGGCGAUGAAACCGUAAGCUUCACGUACACGCAAGACCUGGCAAAAUUUGUAGUGGCAGCCAUGGGUUUGAAACAUUGGGAAGAAGCGCUGCAUUGCUACAGCGAGAACACCUCUUUGUCUCGCCUCGUGCAGUUAGCUGAAGAAGCCCGCGGUUCAAAGUUCACCGUGACUUUCGACCCUGUCGAGAAGCUUGCACGCGGCGAGAUUACCGAAUUGCCUACUCACCCACAUUUGUACCCGUACUUCCCCAAGCCGCUACUUGUCGGCCUCUUGGCCAAGUUCGGGCUGUGGGCUGUGAAUGGAAUCAUGUUUGUUCCGCAUGAAGGAAGUUUGAACGAGAAGUUUCCUGAGAUAAAGCCCAAGAGUGUGGGGGAAGUUGUUGGGUCCUGGAAAGGAAAAUGA